AUGGACAGUCUAGAAAUGAACCUCUUGAUUGAGAACUACAUCGAUGAAGAAAAGGUGUGCCAUAAUUUUCCCUUUAGAAAAUUCCUCCUUCUAUUAUAUGCCUAUAGAAAUUACCACCAGAGAGUUUAUCUUCGGAAGAAGGAGCUAUCUAAUGCGGAGAAUGAUCAUGAUAGAUACAAGGGUAGCGAUUCGAAGAACGGGUUGGAUGGUGAUAAUCAGGAAGAGUUAAGUGUAAACUUGGUAAAGAGCCAGUAUAAUUUUAAAAAAAAAAAAAAAAAAAAAAAGGAGAUAUCUUUUGGUACCUCGGAGAGCAUUCCAAGUAACUUCAGUGCCAAUGGACGAGGUAAGGGUGUGCAAUAUGUUGGAAUUCCCGAGAUCUCUAACCCCACGACGGGAUCCACUCACACGGAUAACAUAACUCGUACCAGUGUGAUAACUUCCUCUGCCAGUGCCCAGGCGAACUUAGUUACCCUCGAAACAAAUGAGGACCAGGUGGAGGAGAAGUUUCUCGUACAAGGAAAGAACCCUGUGGAGAAGGCAUACAAAAAAAUAAACUUUGAAAAUAGAGCAGACAGUUUCAUUUUAUCAAAACAGAGAGAAUUGGCUGAGCUCGAUCAGGUUGUGGAGGAUUAUUCCGAAGACGACGUGAUAAAAAUGGUUUACUACUUUUUGUUUAAGUAUAUGUUUAGCAAGGACAGGAAAAAGAAGAAUAAGUUGAGGGGGAAGAGCAGCCUGCUGUGUAUGCUGGAGAAAGGGGAGGAUGAGCAAGCGAAUCCUAUUGAUGGGUCGAAGGGGAUGAAGAAGAGGAUAGUCAAUAGUGCACCCAGGGGUGUCGCGAGAGGGAGAGGGAAGAGUGGUGGGGAGGUCGAGAAAGGGGUGACAAAUGAAGUAAAGGGGGGAGCGACAGAGGAGUUGAAGGAAGGAACAUCAAAUGAGGUGAAGGAAGGAGUAACAGACGAAGUCAAUGAAGGGGUGGAAAACAAGGUGAAGGAAGGAGUAACAAACGAAGUGAAUGAAGGGGUAGAAAACAAGGUGAAGGAAGGAGUAACAGACGAAGUGAAUGAAGGGGUAGAAAACAAGGUGAAGGAAGAAGUGACGAAUGAGGCGAAGUUCGUAUUAAUCAACGAAACGGAGCAGGACGCACAGGAUAAACUGCUAAACGAGCAGACCAAGUGUGAAAAGGAGGGGGAGAAAACCGCAGAGGUAAGAGAGGUGUGCACGGGGGAGAACAACGUGGAGAUCAUUGGAUGUAGCGCCGAUAGUGUAGACGUGAAGGAUGCCACCGAUAACGUAGACGUGGAAGCUAUCGCGGAAGGGGAAGACAAAAAGGAGUUGUCAAAUAAGGAAUUCUGCGAAGUGAACAGUUCCUCGUCAGGUAAAGCAAACACACAUGCGGGGGGAAACGAGAAGAAUGGAAAAGUGUGUAUGAUGAUUGAGAACCACGAAGUUGCGGCGAAGCAAAAGGUAACAGAAGAAGCAGAAAAAGUAGAAACUGUAGCAACAGUAGCAGCGGAAGGUGAUAAAGUACCUCCAGCUGAAGAAGAAGAAUCAGACGGAGAAGAAGAAAAAAGAUUAGAACUAAUCAUUAAUACAUUUAUGAAUAAAAAACAAAUUUGUUUUUCAAUGAAUGAUAUUUUUUAUCCUUUCACUAAUCGGAAUCUGAACAUGUCUAGGAAGAAGCAACAAAAUAAAAAGUUGUCAAAGAAUAUAUCAUUUGAGCGUUCUAAUAAUAGAUUUUCUAGAAUUUUAGGACAUGUCGACCUUCUCGACCCACGAGAUAGUGCACCGUCUAGAAGGUACCUUAAGAGUAAAGUAAUUUCCGGUAAAUUGAAGAAAGGUCUAAAUCUCCUACUGAAACAUGAAAAGAAGAAGAAGAGGAAGUACAGGCGACAUGCGACAGGUGGUAAGGUAGACGAUGGAGCGUUGGUACCCAACGUUGGUGAGGUGGUGGAAGGUAGUCGCAUCAGUGCGGGGGAAAAUAUCGGGUACAACAACAAUGGAAACGUCAACGGAAGUACCUCCGGUCAUCCUGUUGGAAGAGCUGUCGGAAGGAAGAAAGGAAAUAGAGGUGCUGCGCACACUGCAAACGAUAAUGAAGAUAAUUUGAAUGUAACUUUGUCGACAAAAGAAAAUGAAGCGAAUUCUCCUAUCAAAAGUGCGAAGGAGAAGUCGGGGCGAGGAAGGAAUGGCGGAGAGAAGAAAGGAAUAAAGCCGAAUAAUGCACCUGUAAGUGUUAACCCCAUCGACGCGUGCAUCAGUACCGUGCAAAUGCAUGAGGCGCAGGGUACCGCCCCCCUUGAGAUGCUCGACACUCGCUUCGACCUGCACGGGAUGGGAGGAGCUUUGGAAACAAUAAAGGGUGGCAAGAAUGAUGCGACAGGCACCCCAAGGAAAUACACUUCAAAUGGGAGAAGCAAGCAGAGGGAUUCAGGUAGCACAUACGAUGGCUUCUUUAAUAGCGGUGGACAAGUAGGGGGGGUGAAGACAAAAGGGAAGGAGGGUUAUAGCAUGAUCAAUAUGGUGGAUUCAGCCGUGCCUAGCUACUACGCCGAUGGACAACAUGGGUACCAACCAGACGGUCAGAUGGGCAGCCAAACGAGCCACCAACUCAGCAACCAAAUGCACAACCAGAUGGACAGCCAGAUGGGUGGCCCGCUUAUCUACCAACUGGACGGUCAAAUGGGCAUGCAGGUCGGUAGCAAUUUUAACAGCCAACUGAGCAAUCACAUGGAUAGUCGUGUAGGGAGUCACAUGAGUAGCCAGAUGAGUACUCCCCUUCGGUAUGACAAUGCAGCCUACAACCACCCAUGUGGAGGAGGCCCAGUGAACAUGACGAAUAGAGGUUUCAGUAAGAAGGAGAAAACGGGGGCGAGAAAAAACGUACAGAAAAUAAAGAAGCAAUCGAAGGAGAGUGCGUUUUAUAAGGCUCCACCUGUUACGACAACAGCUGCACCCAUUUCUGGUGGAGGAGAUUUAUACCAGUACAACAACUUGCACUCGCCCAAUGACAUUGAAAAAGCUAAUGGAAUGAUACCCCCCAAUAACGGGCCAGGUAGCAAUAGCACCAAUGUCUAUAGAAUGAACAACACCGAAGACCAGAGGUAUGCACAGGAUGAUCACACAAUAAACCCCUACAUGAGGAAUGAAAUGAUAAAUAAAAUGGAUCGUGUAAACAAUGGCUAUAUGUUUAAAAGUACCAAUGACCAUGAGCACCUACAGACGAGUGUACCAGUUGGUGUCGAUAUGAAUCAACACCUAAAUGGAAGAAUGUUUGGGGAGAGACAAGCAGGUGAAGAGAUUCUGAAAGGGAAUGAGAUGCAGAUGGAUAUGUUUAGCGAGGAAUAUUAUAACCAUUUAAGUGGGACACCCCGAAGCAAAGUUAAGAGAAACGUAAAAAGCGGAAAGAAGGUUAGCAACAUUAGGGAACUCCAAAUUGUGGGAGAUAAACAGAAGGCUACUGCGAACCAAAUAGAGAGAGAUGUGGAAUUAGGACAGCGGACUGAGGAUGGUCGUGAUCCAGGUGGAGGCAAUAGCUCCCUUGGUCAUUGCUAUGAUGAUAGCAAGAGCAACUACCAAAACAGGAGGAGAAGAGAUGACGACAACAGUAACGACGGGAACACAUCAUGGGGUGGAGGAGGAGGAGGAAUAAGGAAGGGUUACCACAUGGGUAAUCAUAACAACAGCGGGAGAAGAAACAAUGUGCCUGGGGGAAGGCGCUACCAGGGGCAUGGACAACAACAGGCGCAACAACAGGCACAGCAACUGACGCAACAACAACGGGGUGGAGAGGAGGAGGGAAAUGAGGGGGAGGUGGGUACGACAGGUAUGGUUGAAUGUGGACCAAUUGAAGGGGUAGGAUGUGGGUUAGGUAAUGACUUGGCAAACACGGCGAUGAACCACUCCAUGGUGAGCACCCCCUUGACGAACCACCCCGCGGAAGAUUCCAGGAUGGGAAAUACCCUGUUGCAAACAAGUGUGAAUCACCAAAUAUUGGAUGGAAAGACAAGAGCAGAUAACACGAUGAGUGAAAUGGUUUCUAACGUGGGGAAUAACGUAAGAUGUACUAUCGUUGGAAAUGUUGCCUGCAUGGAGAGUGUCGUAGCAGGUUCUAGGGACAAGGCACUGAAUGGGAUGGCACUUCAUAGUGACCUCACGAAGGGGAAGUUAAAAAACGAUAUCAGUACCCUAGGCAAAGGAACCAUCAUGACGAAGAAACAGAACCAAAAGGGUACUUUUAAAGAGGGGCAAUUCGAACCAUCUAAUGGUACGAUGAUGGAGCAAAUAGGAAAUAGGAAUGGUAGAAGGAGUUGUGGAGUGAGCAUGCCGUAUGCAUCGAUAUUGGAGGAGCGAAGUGGAGAUGGUACAGGUAAUGGAAUUUUUAAUUCCGCACGGAAUGGAGACAUAAGUUGCGGUAACGGCGAGGGGGAAGUGAAGAAGAUGACUUGCUUGCAGGUGAAGGGAGAGCAGACUGUGCCUUUGUGGGGGGAGGCAAUGCAAACCACGAGGAUGGCGGGGAUAUUGAACCAGGAAGGUGCAAAGGGGAUAACCGAAAACGGUCAUCACGAUGGUCGCGGACAACACCAUGACCAUCACCACGCACACAAUAACAGAAGCAACAGUAGCAGCCAAAGUGGAAGUAGCAGAAAAGGAGGAACUAGCAAAGUAACUAUUGAUGGAGGGGCAAAUGCCAAGCUGAUGAGUGAAGAUACGUCGACAACGGGUUGUAGUAGCAUCGUGCACAUGACACAAGUGGCAGACACAGGGUUAAAUGGGAAAGGAGCGAACAAGCUUAAUUAUUGCGCCGAGCAAACGUAUUUGGAAGGUAUUAACUUAAGUGCUUCUACCUCCCUCGAUAUGUACAAGGAGCAAAAACAUACUGAUGUUAUCAGCGGGGUGUAUCUGAACCACGGAAUGAGCAAACCUGUUGGGGUGAGGGACAAUCAGGAGAUGGUAGUAGGCCCAGUUGGUGAUUCAUCCACCAGUAGUGAAGUAGGAAGGAAUCUCCAACAAUCAAAUAAGAGUUUGGCACUAGACCACCACGAUGUGAGAAACGGUUACAGUGGGACGAAGGAUGGAGCAUUCGAUCUGGAGAAUGUAAACAGAGUGGCUGAGAGUGGUGGCGGUGGUGCCAUGGACGAGUUCACCUUCCCGUUGAGGAUAUCCCAUCCGAAGGGUAAUUAUCAUGGAAGUGAAUCCUCAUCUGUACAGAUGAAAAAUGAUAAUGUACAACGUUAUGUAGACGAGAGAGAAUUAAACAAGCUGAAUAAUUUUACGAUUCAGGGGAUGGAUGGCGUAGGAAACUACAAGGAGGAAGUGUUGUACAGAUGUAUAGGUGGGGACGCGCAUGGUGGAGAAGGUGUCCUUGGUACGGGUGUCGGUAGCGGUGUUGGCAUGGGCACUGGCAUGGGCAGUGGCAUGGGUGUUGCUCCUGGAAAUAGCGAGAAUCGUCUGCCCCCUGUGACAGUGCAACAGCGGGGCAUGAAAAGGAAGGUUCCAUCUCUUUCGAUGACCUUGGAGGGAAGUAAAAAGUUGAAGGGAGGAUUAGCAAUGGCCCCCCCCGGUGCGAACAGUCGCAAAAGUCGGGGUGGCAGUCGCGGUGGAAGUGGUGGUGGAAGUGGUGGUGGAAGUGGUGGUGGAAGUGGCGUUGGAAGUGGCGGUGGAAAUGGCGAUGGAAGUGGUGGUAGCAGCAGUGACAGUAAGACUGAGGGGAAUAAAUUCAUGCACAGCUUAGCGCAGAAUUGUACGUCGAGCCGUGUGGAGAGUCAUUCGAUGAGUCCAUUGGCAAAUCAGCCGAGGAACCCACUUCCCCCUCCCGGUACCCUGAAUAACCAAGCGCAACAGGCCCUCCCCUUGACGAACGAUAUGUAUAUAGUUUCAAGGAGCGCAGUAAGUAUGGCAGAACCCGUCCCAUCCCCAAAUGGAAGGAAUAUUCCAAGAGAGGUACUACCCCCGACAACAAUGGAGCUAUCUAACCCAGUGGAAGUGAAUCCAGAUGAUAAGAAUAACACACAGAAGUUGGAAGCAAUGUGGCCCCCUGUAGGUAACAACAGCUGUGUCGGUUUCGACGUAAAUGGUAAUUAUGGGGAAAGAGGAUUUGUUGGAAAAACAGGCAAUAAAGAUGCUUCGACAGAAAAGGCAAAUGGGGUGGAGAAAGCCAUGAGUAGUACGUUGGGAAAGGGAUUACUGAGGAAUGAAAUUGGGAACGUGUAUGGACACAUUGCAAGGACAGUGUCUGAUGCGAAGGUGCAUUCGAUUCGAUCGGUUAGUUAUGCAAUGAAUGGGGAGAGUGAAAAAAGAAGGAUAAACGCUGGGGGCGUGCUCCAAAGGGUCGUGGAGGAUGGCAAGGGGGGUAUCGACAGAAUCGGGAAAGAUGGUAGGAACGUUGUCAAUGGAAACGGUAUCGGUAGCAAUAGUGGUAGCAGUGGCAGCAGUCAAAGUAAUGACAGUAGGAGCUACUCCCUGUUGAGCAACCAGAAGGAACAACAAAUCUCCCCCCACGGAGGAAUUCAGGAAUAUGCCAAGAUGCGCACGCUACCCACAGAAGGAAAACACUUCAUCCUCGCAAGUCGCGAUAUUUGUGGUAGUGGAAACGCCGGCGUUGUUGAGCGAACGGGGGUUCCUGAGAACAUAUCCGCAGAAUGGAGAGAAGUGCAUCCUUUUAAUAGAGAACCGAGUGGAAGUCGUGUCGUGGCGAAGGGUCGUGGAGGUAUGCAAUGUUAUCAAAACGGAAACGUAGGAGAGGGAAGGGGCGAAUAUGACAUUGAACACUUUGGUAGGUCAACGCCAAGAAAAAAGGUGUGCCAACAGAAGGAUUUACAACAAGAUAAGUUAGAAGGAGUAAAGGCCUGCAGCGAAGGGGUGAUGUAUGCUCCCCCCCAGGGACAAAGAGAUUUCUACAGUAACAAGGUGGUAAAUGAGAUGGGCAACGACAAGGGUAGCAGUGUUGUUCUUAAUAAGAACGGGGUGAAUCCCAUUUCGGUGAAUGGCCUUGGGGACAAGUCUAAAGUUGUCAGUAGCAUGAAUAACAUUUCGGGGACACCCAUGGAAGGGAAAUCUUUCGUGGGAACCUCCCUGGUGAGCACACCUUUGGAUGAUCUGCAAAGAGGGGUUAACAGUGGCGCAGCGAGAAAUGUACUGUGCAUGUGGGACAAAGGUACCAUUCCCUCGAAUGCACCGAAGAAUGAUAUUAAAAUAACUAAAAGGAUCGAAUUCCUUGAUAAGCCAAGUUCCAAUUCAACUACCAUCAAGGAUGAAGAAAAUGGAGUUAAGUUAAACGCCUCGAAAAAGAAAAAAAGAAAAGGAAAAGAUACUCUCUUACAGGAUGAUCCAACUGAAGUGAAGGAGCAGGCUGUGCCCGAUAAGACCAUCGAUGAUGAAUUACCUGUGUGUGAUAUGGGAGAGGAAAAGACAAAUGAGGAGGCCAAAUCGAAACCCAAACGGUCCAGGAGGUCUCGGGUCGGAAAGGAUGGAGACGACCAGGUUGUCACCGGUGCCUACGACGAGAACGGGGAGAAGAUUUCCGGCGUUUGGUACGACACUAAUAGGAGACUCUGGCGAGUCAUGUACAUGGAAAACGACAAGCGGAAGACGAGGGGGUUCUCUCCACGCAUUUAUGGGUUCAACCUCGCAAGGGAGUUGGCCGUGAAGCUCAAAUAUGAGAUGAUGGAAAAAAAUAAAAAGUGA
Molecule: messenger RNA, 7683 nt
Organism: Plasmodium knowlesi strain H
Lineage: Eukaryota; Apicomplexa; Aconoidasida; Haemosporida; Plasmodiidae
Product: AP2 domain transcription factor, putative
Exons: 2
Coding region: 1-7683 (2560 amino acids)
Biological process (GO): regulation of DNA-templated transcription
Molecular function (GO): DNA-binding transcription factor activity
Source: RefSeq, a predicted model, not a curated record